AUGUCACACAAGAUACAUAAACCCACACCAAUCUACCUCCUGGAUUUGAAAGCUACCAACUUUUCAUUACCUGUAAAGAGAAUUUUCGAUUCUCAAACAACUCAAGAUUUCCAAUCAUCCAUCGCCCUUCAAAGGCUUAGAUUCUUUCUACAACGAUAUAUAGAACUAGUCGCCAAUGUUGAAAUACCACCGCACCCAGAUAGUUAUGUCUCUGAAAUAUUAAUGGUCAACUCCAUAAUACAUCUAUUGAACGAGCUCUCCACAAUUGUUCAAGAUACUCCCCCUUUGAAAGGUCCAAGAAGAUAUGGUAAUUUAGCAUGUAGAGAUUGGCAUAGUAAGAUAGAAGUUGAAUUACCAAAACUAUUAGAGAAAGCCAUUCCCUCUCCAGAUUUACAGCCUAGUAUUAUUGAAUUGAAUUAUUAUAUCGCCAAUAGUUUCGGGUCUUCUACAAGAUUAGAUUAUGGUACUGGUCAUGAAUUAUCAUUCAUGGCUUUCAUCGCUGCCUUAGAUAUGCUUGGUUUGUUCCCAGAUCUAACAGGGAAAGAUCUUCUUAUAAUGUUCAACGCAUACUAUUCUUUAGUACGAGAAUUGAUCCUAACAUAUACAUUGGAACCAGCUGGUUCUCAUGGAGUAUGGGGGCUUGAUGAUCACUUCCAUUUAGCUUACAUUCUAGGGAGUUCACAAUGGUUAAAUAAUGCUCCAUUGACACCAAAGGAGAUUACAAAUUCAAGAUUAGUAAAAGAUUAUUCUACAAAAAAUUUAUAUUGUCAAUGCAUUGAGUUUGUUCUUACAGUCAAAUCCGGUCCAUUCGCCGAACAUUCACCGAUACUAUAUGAUAUAUCGACAUCCGUCUCUGCUUGGAGAAAAGUUCAAAGAGGAUUAAUUAAAAUGUAUAUGGACGAGGUAUUGAAUAAAUUCCCCGUUGUACAACAUUUUUGGUUUGGUACAGGAUUUUAUCCAUGGAUAAAUUUUCAAACAUUGAGAGAACUACCAGUAUAUGAACAUUCCCCAGAAGAUGAUGAUAACAAUAACAAUAAUAAUAACAAUAAUAAUAACCUAGUACAACGAUCUUCAAGUUCGACAUCAACGGUAACUUCAAGGCCAUUACCACAUACCUCUACUGCGUUUCCACAAUCAUCAGGACGAAUGGGUUCAACAAAAUUACCGUCAAUGAUGGGAUCUAUGACUUCACCAUCCACAAGGCAGAUCGGAGGUAUGACCGCUGCAACAACUACUACAAAAAUGGCACGCACAACAAUGCCACCUCCUACAACAAAUUUCUUAACUCGUCCUAUGCAUCCAUCAAAUACUAGAACUACACGAGAUGGAACCAGUUCCAUUCGAUCUAAUGUCAAUACUAAUACCAUUAACAAAAAUUUGAAGAAUUCGCAAUGA
Messenger RNA from Naumovozyma dairenensis CBS 421, 1395 nucleotides. RefSeq names its product peptidylprolyl isomerase RRD1 (gene RRD1). The transcript has a single exon. Gene Ontology annotation, molecular function: peptidyl-prolyl cis-trans isomerase activity; protein tyrosine phosphatase activator activity. Gene Ontology annotation, cellular component: protein phosphatase type 2A complex; nucleus; cytoplasm. The coding region runs from base 1 to 1395 and encodes 464 amino acids. Gene Ontology annotation, biological process: mitotic spindle organization. The record is from RefSeq and is a predicted model, not a curated record. NCBI's taxonomy places the organism in Eukaryota, Fungi, Ascomycota, Saccharomycetes, Saccharomycetales, Saccharomycetaceae.